Siniperca chuatsi (mandarin fish) is the source of this 1793-nucleotide messenger RNA. RefSeq names its product RAD9 checkpoint clamp component A (gene rad9a). Gene Ontology annotation, biological process: mitotic intra-S DNA damage checkpoint signaling; cellular response to ionizing radiation; DNA repair. The record is from RefSeq and is a predicted model, not a curated record. Lineage: Eukaryota; Metazoa; Chordata; Actinopteri; Centrarchiformes; Sinipercidae. Bases 269 to 1456 code for a protein of 395 amino acids. The transcript has 12 exons. Gene Ontology annotation, cellular component: checkpoint clamp complex.
CUCUGAUUGGUCAUCAGUGCGGAAGCGGGUAAUGGCGGCGUAAACAACGCAAAAAUCGGUGCAAGAUGCUGUUAGUCGAACCGCUGUAGAAAAUAAAACUUGGAAAUAAAGCUAUAACUAAACGUAGUAUGUAGGAGGAUUUCUUCUCGGUGUGCAAACUAUUAAAACCCCCACUGGUUCACUUCUUGGUGGUGUUUAGCCGCUAGUUUCGGCUAACUUCUAGCCAAGUUUGCUAACUUAACGGAAAAGUAGAAUUUAGUUUGUAGAAAUGGACUGCGUCGUGACGGGAGGAAACGUGAAAGUGCUGGCCAAAGCCAUCCAUUCUCUGUCCAGGAUCGGUGAUGAGCUGUACGUGGAGCCUCAGGAAGAUGGGCUGGCCCUGCGGUCUGUGAACUCUUCUCGGUCGGCAUAUGCUUGCUUCCUGUUCGCACCACUCUACUUCAGCAGGUACACCAUCCCCAGUGGGCACACCUUCCGCUGCAAGAUGGCAAUAAAGAGUGUGCAGGCUGUAUUCAGGUCUCUAGCGUCUCUGGAGAAGACAGUGGAAAAGUGUCACAUCGAGUUGGACGAGCAGAAGAACCGCCUCAGAUUCACCCUGCACUGCAGACACGGCCUCCUGAAGACACAUAACCUGUCUUUCCAGGACAGUGAAAGCUUACAGGCCGUGUUUGAUAAAGACAGCUGUGCCAAUGUAUUCAGAUCCCAGCCCAGGCUGCUGGUGGACACAGUCAUGCACUUCCCUCCGUCUCUGGAAGAAGUGACAGUGUCAGUGAGUGAUGAACGGAUGUGGAUUAGGAACCAUGUGGAGGAUGAAUCAGACCAGUCCAAGGCCAUGCUGACAGAGCUGUGUCUGGCUUCAGACGAGUUUGACCAUUUUGCCGUCCAAGCUCACAACAGUGUCACCUUUUGUUUGAAGGAGUUACGGGGGUUGUUAGUGUUUGCAGAGUCUACUGGCCUCCCUAUUUCUGUGUACUUUGAUGAGCCGGGCAGCCCUGUAGUGCUUUCAGUAACAGACAGUGUCCUGGAGGGGAACUUUGUGCUGGCCACGCUUUCUGAUGACUCCAGCCACCGUAAAAACAACACUAGACGAGCAUGCACACCGCCGCCGCCCCCUCCUGAUGACUUCAUGAAUGAGGACAUAGACUCCUACCUCAUCGCCAUGGAUACCAGUAUUGCACCAGGUCCCUCAGCUACAGGUCCGCCCACACCCCUAUUAGCUGAUUCCACAUGUUCAAAACAGCCUGCUGCAGCCAAUCACAGGACAAGGCUACACAGUGAAGAGGAGGAAGUGGAGGAGGAAGAUGAAACAGCCGACUUAGACAGGCCACCUAAUAAGAAGUUCUGUUCGUUGUUCUUUGGAUCAGUGCUUCCUCCGUCUUCUCAGAUGACCACUCAACCAGUGACAAGUCAGGAAGUGUUGGCCAGUGACAGUGAGGAUGACACUCAAGUAGAGUGACAGUGGACUGAUGGAUGAGAGGAAAGAGAUGGACUGACCUGAAAGUGUGUGUGUUACGUUGAUUUUACACACAUUUACCAGCCUGUACAAGUGAUGUACAGGGAUAUACAUUUUUUAUUUUACAAAAAUAUGCAAAGACAGUGCACAAUACAAGACAGGAUGGCCACUGUGAGUGCAUUCCAACUUUUUAUUGGACUAUAAUGUUAAUGGUGGACUUGAAAAUAUAGGAUUAUGUGAAACUGGACAUGAAGCACUUCCUGUUUAUUUGCGUUUGUUCGGUUUGUGAUCAAGGUUCAACAAAAAAGCUCCUCUAAAUAAAAGAAACAUAUUUUUCAAA